UAUGCAUCACCAGACUUGCUGCUUGCAUUCAUAAAAGGCCAAGUUUGGUUAUGUGUAUUGAAAAGAAUAAUAUUGCACAAGCUGGAUGAGGACAAAACUUGGAUCUUCAGAGUUCUCAUGACACAUAAAGAAUUACUACUCUGCUUUGAAGUUCCAAGCACAAUUACAAAGCUUACAGAUAUGAAAGGAAGACGGAAGCAAUCUACUUUUGAACCUUUAGCUCCCCUGGAAGAAGAACAUUUCAGUGAUUCAACAAAAACUAGGCGACUGCCAUGCAGAGCUAGUAGGGCAAAGAUAAAAUUUGCUAAUACAUACAGACUGGAGUCGUAUAAUAAAUUUCAGGAUUAUUUAGUAAGAGACAAAGCUCAAGCAAUACUAACGAAUAAACUUCAACAAGGCAAAUAUGAUGCAGUUUCUAGUCCCUCCUUGUGUGCUUCAAUCUCUGAAGAGAUAUUAACAGCUACGAAGGAAAUGGGCUUUGACCGUUAUAAGUACGUGGUAUCAGUGCUAAUUGUGGAAAAGGCAGGUCAAGCAAUACAUGUUGCCAGCAGAUGGGUCUGGGAUGUUCAAAGAGACAGUUGGGUCUCAGCUAAAUAUGAAACGGAAACAUUUAUAGCACUGGCUUUGGUAAUGGCUUGCUAUUAUGAGUAAUACUC
Messenger RNA from Oxyura jamaicensis (ruddy duck), 656 nucleotides. It is a transcript of the gene DYNLT2, whose product is annotated as t-complex-associated-testis-expressed 3. Gene Ontology annotation, biological process: microtubule-based movement. The transcript is spliced from 4 exons. Gene Ontology annotation, molecular function: dynein intermediate chain binding. Gene Ontology annotation, cellular component: cytoplasm; cytoplasmic dynein complex. Lineage: Eukaryota; Metazoa; Chordata; Aves; Anseriformes; Anatidae. The record is from RefSeq and is a predicted model, not a curated record. The coding region runs from base 118 to 651 and encodes 177 amino acids.